GAAAUGUACGUAUUUUCCAGCUUCCUGUUUACGGCCAUACUAAUAGCAUCUUUUAAGAAAUUUUGGCCGUUUUGCGACAAACUGUUAAAAUAAACAUUUUUUGCAAGACAUUUGAGUAGAAGUUUCUUAUUAAUUAAGAGUAAUACAUCAUGUCGGCCGAUGUGCGCGAUAUUCUGGACAUGGAGCGUGCCAACACGCCCGAGGUGACGAGGGAUUCCUUUCUGGCCACCAAGAAGCGCAACUUUGAGCGGACCAAGACUGCAUCCCGUCGUCCGGAGGGAAUGCAUAGGGAGGUGUUUGCCCUGCUCUACACAGACAAGAAAGACGCUCCGCCUCUCCUGCCCACGGAUACCGCUCUGGGGAUCGGAGCAGGCUAUAAGCAGACGAAGGCCCGCCUGGGAAUGAAGAAGGUGCGCAAGUGGGAGUGGGCGCCGUUCUCGAAUCCAGCGCGCAACGAUUCAGCGGUUUUUCACCACUGGAAACGGGUCACGGACAAUUCCACCGACUAUCCGUUCGCCAAGUUCAACAAGCAGCUGGAGGUGCCCUCGUACACGAUAACGGAGUACAAUGCCCACUUGCGGAACAAUAUCAACAACUGGAGCAAGGUGCAGACAGAUCACCUGUUCGACCUGGCUAGACGGUUCGAUCUUCGCUUCAUUGUGAUGGCAGAUCGCUGGAAUCGUCAGCAACAUGGAGCCAAAACGGUAGAGGAGCUCAAAGAACGCUACUAUGAGGUGAUAGCACUGCUCGCCAAAGCCAAGAAUCAGACGAGUGAGAAGAAAGUAUUUGUUUAUGACGCCGAACACGAACGGCGCCGCAAGGAGCAACUGGAGAAGCUGUUCAAACGUACGACACAACAGGUAGAGGAGGAGCAAAUGCUGAUCAACGAGAUGAAGAAGAUCGAGGCGCGUAAAAAGGAACGCGAGCGCAAGACACAGGACCUGCAAAAGCUCAUUUCACAAGCGGAUCAGCAGAAUGAGCACGCAUCGAAUACGCCAAGCACUCGAAAAUACGAGAAGAAGCUGCACAAAAAGAAGGUUCACCAGCAGCCGCGUCCCUCCAAGGUGGACUCGGUGGUGAACGCCAUAGAGAUCGGUAGCAGCGGCAUCAAGUUCGCCGACCUGCGUGGUUCCGGCGUUUCUCUGCGCUCGCAAAAGAUGAAGCUGCCGGCAAAUAUCGGCCAACGCAAGGUGAAAGCCCUCGAACAGGCCAUUCAGGAGUUUAAAGUUGAUCCCGCUCCGCCGCCCACGGAGGACAUUUGUACCUCCUUCAACGAGCUUCGUUCCGAUAUGGUAUUGCUCUGCGAGCUUCGCACCGCCCUGUCCACCUGCGUCUACGAAAUGGAGAGCCUCAAGCACCAAUACGAAGCCGCCUGUCCGGGCAAGACACUGAACAUACCGCCCUCACUGGUGCCCAUCAAGACCGAAGCCCUGGACAAUAGCACAAAUUAAUUAAGUUAACGCGGCCCGUUUCCACUCAGAUUCCCCAGACGCCGAAGUGUGUGCGGCGUGCUAAUCAUUGUAACCCGUUUUCCACUGUCCAUAUUUGUGCAUUUGCGCUACUCCCAGUCCGCAUGGGGAAAUAAAUGGAUAAACAAGAAAAUUGUUUUGCGGCACACUCAAUGUGAAAAUCAAAUAGCCCACGGCCAACGAUGGCCAAGCAGAUGCCAUGUCGAGUGUGAGAACUUUUUCCCCAGUGGUUGAUUUAUUUUCCAGCCAAGAAAUGCUCGCUUAGUGGCUCUUAUUUGGGUUAGGCCAGCAACAACACGGUAUGCGAUCUUUGGCGAGCCGAAAAAGAGAACCGAGCCAUGUUCAAUUCGACAAUGCCCGAUGCACGAUGCCUCAUGCCCGAUGCUCGAUUCCUGAUGACUGCCCACACAAUUCGGAUGUAGAUGCAGAGGCGGAGGCGGCAGUCCAUUCAUCGGACCAGUAUUUGUGAAUGAACCGACUGCGAAGGCAAACACAACACCCAGACGAACCAAAAAACGAGAAGCGGAGAGGAAAACGCAUAUGAAAUCAUUCUGUUGGCGGCUCGACCUGCCUUACCUGAGCGUAGGCCGCUCAGUCGAGUUUCAGACGUCGUCGGGACCAGUUCGUGGCUGUUGAUUGCUCCUACCGUUUUUGUGCUUGCCGCAUGCAACUCGAAGAGUACGGCUCUGUGAAAAUGCUAAUUUAACCAAAUACUCAAGUGGUCGUUGGUGACGUCGGUCGGUGGAAUUGGAUUGUCCGCCAAGCGCUACCUGUUCGUCUUCAUCAUCAUCGUCCCUAUCCCAGUCGCCUAAAACUCUGGGAAUCCUGCCGGGGGCAAGACAAAUAACGCAUCCGUUUCCGGUUCUUUCUGUUGAUUGUUACCUACAUAUACAUACGUACAUUCGUACAUACCUGUCUGCAGUCC
Molecule: messenger RNA, 2394 nt
Organism: Drosophila erecta
Lineage: Eukaryota; Metazoa; Arthropoda; Insecta; Diptera; Drosophilidae
Gene: DMAP1
Product: DNA methyltransferase 1-associated protein 1
Exons: 5
Coding region: 150-1451 (433 amino acids)
Biological process (GO): DNA repair; chromatin remodeling; negative regulation of transcription by RNA polymerase II
Cellular component (GO): NuA4 histone acetyltransferase complex; Swr1 complex; nucleus
Molecular function (GO): transcription corepressor activity
Source: RefSeq, a predicted model, not a curated record